Messenger RNA from Symbiodinium natans, 6531 nucleotides. The record is from the annotation of a GenBank genome assembly. NCBI's taxonomy places the organism in Eukaryota, Dinophyceae, Suessiales, Symbiodiniaceae.
AUGGACAUGCGCUGCGAUCUCUGUGGGGCGGAUUGCACAGAGGUGCUUUACGAAUUCCGCUGCUACCAGCGCAUGCGUGCCAAAGACCCUCGCCCGCCUGGGGGUAGGAGGCUUCAUCCCUUCGUCAGCUACAUCUCGAAGGAAUGCGGCAGGGGACUGCUAGGCCUUCAGACAGAGGCCUCGAAGCUGCGAGAGCGCAUCUACCGCUUGGUCAGCGAAUCCGAGGGCCAGGCUACUUUGGAAACACUGGAGGAUCUUUGGCGCUACGCGUCGAAAAGUCAGCGGCUGGUCCUGACGGAUGAGCUGCGGUACCUCGCCAGACCCGAGGCGGGGUUGCCGCGCCGCGCGGCGGAGCUGAAGAAGGCGGAGACAAUCCACGGCGAACUCCACAAGGAACGUGAGGACGUGUUUCGGGCGUUGGCACGGGCCGUGGCCCCUGGCCUCAACGCACGAGACCUGGCUGCGGUGACGGUCCAUCACGCGGAGGAGCAGGAUGAAAAUUUGGACAAAGCAGAAGGAGGAGGCAAAAGUCUGGAAGCGUUGCAGAAGACUGGCGGAUACCUGGGCCAGGUUGCUACGGCUCUUCGUGAACGACGCCCGCUGCCGGCUGUGCCAGUACAAUGGGAUCGCGCAGAUGCCGUGAACUGCUUGCGGGCGCUCGUUGAAGCAUGGGCACCUCUCCGAGUCGAGCUGCAUGACGCUCUGCACGGGGUCGAGGUGUUCCAACAUCAGAAAGCAUCCCGCAGCAAAAAGAAGCAAAAGAAGAAGCACAAGAAGGAGGCUGCCGAUCUAGAGAUCGAGCUGAAGCUGGUCUUUCUGCCCGGCUGUGCUGAGCUUCACGGCGUGACGGCCCAAAAGUGCAGCAAGGAGCAAGUGCAGGUGCUGAAGUCGCGGCGCGAGGAGCUGCUGCAGCAACUUCGGGAGGACUAUGCUCUGCUCGAAACUUUUCAUGGCGGACAAGGCCGUUAUUCGCGCGCAGAGGACAGGGCCAUACAGAUCCCAGACGAAGGUCAGAUCAAGUUUGAGCAUGUUGCGGAAGCCCUGGGCCGAAUUACGUGGCCGAACUGCUUCACACGCAACAAUGUCAAGCCCGAUGGAGCUCCUUUCAUUGAGGCCUUUCCACUGGGCGUCGUCCUCAACUACUGCCUCGGCUUGGUUUGCUCGCGUGCAACCCGCCUCUGGCCAAACUUGACCAAGCUGCUUGCCAAGUUCAUCCAGCAAGAGCAGCCGGACUUUCGAUACACGACCGUGCAGCUGAACAAGAACUACGCAACGAAGAUGCAUGUUGAUGGCAACAAUCACGGUCCCAGCUACAUCAUAGGGUUAGGUGACUACACGGGUGGCGAAGUGUGGAUUUAUGACGAGAAUGGAACCGUUGAGAUGGAGAUACCGUGCACUCUACGUGGAUGGAGCCACCUGAGGCCGGGGCAGAAAGUUCCUGGACGGCUGGAAGACUGUCGCAACAAGUGGUUGAAGUUUGAUGGCAACACGCCGCACAUGACUAUGCCAUACACAGGCUUCCGGAUCAGCAUUGUAUUCUUCACGCGGAAAGGUUGGCUGACCAUGCUUACCGAGACAAAGGAAACACUCGAGACCUCAGGCUUCAUGCUGCCGGGCGAGGAGUACCUAAGCCUCUGCACGACGAAAGAGGACCUUCAGGAGAAGGCCAAGAAGGUUGCAAAGGCUCCGCGCAAGGUCGAGGUGGUCGAGGAUCGGCCUGCUAUUGACAGCGACGAUGAGGUGGAUGAGGAGGAGGAGGCGGAUGAAGUCCUCCGAGCGGAGCAAGAUGCCGCUGCAUGGCCCUCCGGGAAUUGGGCACAAAGCCUACGGCAGUGCCUCUACAAAGACGACAGCUGGCAGUUGGCGGAUGAAGCACGCCGACUGAAUGUGACCAUCUGCGGAAGUGCCACGGCUGCCGGCAUUGCGCUGCAGGAGUUCCUGGGCAAUGCCUCGUUCGCAAUCGCAUCGGCCCAUAUGACAGGUGCUGGACUCCGCUUGUUCAAGCGAACUUGCAAGCCCAAGCACGUGUUCUUGGACUUGGAUGCUGCGCUGGCAGGGUCCGGCCACUGUGAAGUGCACCACAAGGCCUGCCAUGUGGAGCAGGCAACACAGGAUCUCCUCUUCGCAAGCAUUCCGUGUGAGCCGUUUCUGAACCUGGAUCCAUCAAAGCCCAGCUGCUUUGAUGAUCCAAGAGCAGCAACGUUCCUGUCUGUGCGCUCACAUUUGGUUCGCCAACAACCACGUGCAAGCUUGCUUCAUUUAGAAGGCUGGCAUUUGUUGCCGGAGGCUUCCCGGUCACCAGUGACCAGCUUCCUCAUGGAGGGCCAGGACCCACGAAGCUCCAGAGGCCCCAACGAGGUGUUGGACUGGGGCCUCCGCCGCCUGGAGAACUACGGUGCCAGCUUGGUGGAGAUGUCGCUGACGAAGUUCGGGGUUCCUCUGGCUGGCCACGAUGCUUUCAUCCUGUUGAUCCAUGCCGACUGCGGCGGCCAAGAAGCGGCAGACGCAGCAGCAAAGCUUGUCCAAGCCAUCGGGGAUCUCAAGCAGUCGGAGCGCAAGAUGCUGCCAAGUUGUACGGUGGGUGCCCUCAUGCUGCCGGAGGAGGACCCACGAGUGGUCAAUGGCCUAAAGGAGGCAAAGCAAAAGGAAAAAGCGGAUCGGGCUGCUGGCGGUCGCAGGAAGGCGCCGAAGAGCAACACGCGACAGCUAACAAUCGAGGCGCGGGAGCUGGGGCUUCAGCCCGGUGAUGCUCGGUACACUGAGUUUCUCAGAGGCUCGAAGCCACCGCGGGAUAGGUGGCUGAAGCAGGCUCUGCCGGACAAGGUGGUCAUUCUCAACCUCAUCUAUGAGCGCUGCAGGCAGAGUGGACUGGACCUCGCCAACCUCUGCGCAGAUCUGACCCAAGGCUUCGAUCCUUCGGGACGCAGAGAUGAUGGACUUCUGCCCAGGCCGACUCAUGUCAGCAAGGCAAGAACCGACCGGCCUGAGUACUAUUCCUUUAGCCACCACCGACCGGUGGUCGGCCAAGAGAUCUUGCUCUGCCAUGGCUAUCCGGUGUGGAGAAUGGACUUCCGCGGGCUUUCAGAGACGGAGGUGCUGCAGGUCUCAGCGCGCUCACCGGCCGUCCCUGCCAUUGGAGCCGUCCUAGCCGCCGCCUUUGCCGUCAUGGACCUGGGGCCUGGUCGAAACAUGAAGAUUCCCAAGACGCGUCUUCUAGAACUCGUGAAGGAUCUUGCAGAUCCUCCUGCGCAGGCUGCAGCUCUACCAGCCUCCGCUGCAGCGGAGGCCUCACAGUCUGGCAACUCCUCAGCCGCCCCAGAUGAGGAUGCGCGCUUGGAGGGCAAGGCAGCUGCAUUGUUGAAUCUGGUGAGCCAUGGUACUUUUGGAGAAGCCGAAGCAGCGAAAAACAAGGAGAAAGCCAAGCCGGGCGAAGCUGCGCAAAAGAUCAUCUCUGCCUUGAGUGCCGUGGCCCAGAAAGAAGAUGGAGAUGAAGAGGAGGGUCACGGUACCAAAAGGAAGCUGGAAGAGACAGCUCCGGCCCAGGCGGCCGAGUUCGUGGAGUUCGUGGAGCCGUUGGACUGGCAAGUGCGGCUCCGCAAGCUGAACUUCGGGUUGGACCGGAUCAGUUUGGAGAUGAUUCUCAAGUGGGUGACUGAAGCUGCGGAGGAUCGUGAAGCCCAGUUCUCUUCCGACAUUAUCAGGGUUGGCCUCAAUGAGUUUAUUCAGCGAGUUCCGAAGGAGCCCAUUCCAGACGCCCUCAUUCGUGAGCGGCAGGCUUUCACCAACAAGCUCAAGGAAGCUGGCUUUGUGGAUCUGGCGAAGGGUCUGGAUCUGGCUGUACGAUCCAUGCAGUUUUCGGAGCGGCUGGCGAGUGGUUCUCACCAAAGCUGCUUACACAAGCAAACCCAACAGUCGAUGCCUGACUACAUGAACGUGGUGGUAAGGGGAUGCGACCGCAAUGGCUGGCCCAUGCGUCGUGUUUUCCUUACUCACUUGAGCCGUGUGGCGGCUAAAUCUGCAGAAGGAGAGGCUGAUGGGUCCGCACCCUUCGAAGGCUUGAUUGAGUUCGGCAAAGCCGGUGGCUGGAAGUACGUGGUAUCUUGGUUGGGGGAGGAUCCACAGCCCUCCACCUGGCCUGCGUACACAGUGCUGGAUGAUCUCGGCUGCAGCAUAGCAUCCAGAGACAUUCCCCUGAAGCUCUUCGCGCUGCUUCAUAGGGCACUUACGCAUCCGGCAUAUGUUCAGACAGUGAAUCCAUCUUUUCCAUCCUUUCCGACCGCGCCAGCUCAGAGCCUGUCUCGUUUGGAGAGGCACCUAACCCGAGCCGCAGCCCCUGCCCUCGACCAGAACGCGGAGGAGUCUGGGCUUGCUGAGAAAUCCCAGCGCAAGAUCGAUGAGGUUGCAAGCUGCGGUGGUCAGGUUGGGGAUCUCUUCCAGUUUCUGUCCAAGCUUCUGGCUUUCGCUUGGAAAGUGAGGAAGAGCGGCACUGAAAGCAUGGGUUCGAGUGGGUUGCUGGAGCUUGAAUCCCAGAGUAAGGACCUGUCAUCUUCUUACAAGAGCUUUACAGACAUCCCGGGCAUCGGCUGGAGCUCGGUGUUUGGGCUGGUUGCAGGCUUGAUCCAGGACUUAGAUGACAUCAUCAAGGAGAACAUGAAGGCAGCCCGCCAACGCGAGGCGCGCAAGAAGCAGGAGGAGACUUCGCAGCGCCUGGUAGCUGGAAACCAUCGUGUCGACGAGGAUGCCCGCGUCGUGCUUUCUCUGCUGGCGGGUGGGAGGCUGCUCCAGCGGAGUCCCGAAGGCUUAAAGGGGUGCCUCGCGAGGAUGAAGCGUCUGGGUGAUUCCAUGCAGGAGCUGGAGAAGCUCAAGGCUCCAAAGCCUCUGCUGUCCACAGAUGCAUGGGAAGCGGGCCGCAAGGCCAUACAGAGCUACUGCCAGAUGAGGCUUCGCUGUUCCAAGGCCUUUCAUUGGCUUCAGGCCAGGCAGCUGGGUCACUGCGCCAAGCUCCUCAACUCUGCCAGCCUCCUGGAGUGCUUGGACCUCCUACGCGAAGAGAAAGAAGCCCAGAGGCUCAAAGCUCUCGGCCUUCCCCACCGCUGCCAUGAUCUUCUUCUGUCGCGGGUGGAGAAUGACAAGCUGUCCCGCAGCCAGCUGGAUCCCAAAUUGGAAGAGGUUCCCGAUGGCUGGGAGCAGAGGACGUCUCGGAAUUUGAACCUGCAGUACUUCCAGCAAGUGGGCUCUGCGACCAUGUCUUGGGAGUGGCCCUUGCCAAUCGGCUUGGUAUCGUGGAGGAUUGACGGAAGCACCGGCGAACUGAUGCAGCAGCAGGAGGAGGACCGGCUCCUGGCAAGCGCGCGAGUCAGCUCCACGAUGCCCAAGCCGGGAUGUGCUGCCUUCAUUGAGGAAGGUGUUUGCUUGCUGUGCCAACACGAAGCGACGAGCUCACACUGGGCGUCAUCGGAACAUGGAAAGCGCGCAGCCUUCUGGAAGCAGAUGUCUGACCGCUUGGCAAUGAGCUGUGUCGAUCUCCGCAUGGCCGAGGAUGAGGCUUCUCAGCCCGGGCUCGCAGCUGCCUGGCGAGGUGAGCUUUGGCAGGCCUUGCGGACGCCCCCUUCACCACCGGCAAAUGUCCUGGCCGUGUUUUGGCGCAAGGUGGUGCUGGCGAACCUCUCGCCUUCAUGCCCAGCUCAUGCGGAGCAUGAUGCUGACAAAGUGGAUGGCUUGCGAGCGCGUCUCGAGAGCGCAUUGUCAGCUGCGAGAAUCGACGAGAAGGGGCAGGACGGCAAAGCAGAACACGAGGGUGCUGCGGUGAAGGUGAAAUCCCAAGCCAACAAACUGGUGCCGUUAAUCGACUUUGAUCGGCUGCGUCGGAACCCAAGUAGCAUACCGGCUGCCGUCGAGGCCGUGAAGGAAUUGCGCCUUGCGUUAAUCGCUGCGCCUCUGUACAUAAGGUCCACUGCAAAUCAGUACGGUGUGGCGACGCUUCGCCGAGCUGAGGCGGUGAUUCAGAAAGCAUGCCUGGAGCCCUCCUUUCACGUCAACGUGCGCGCCUGGCUGCUGAAGCACCAGCUUGAGAGCUGCUUGGAUGUCCUGGCAGUCCGAGGCGUCUUGGACGCCCUCCAGCUCAAGGAAGCUCCCAAGGCCGAUGCAACCCAAAGCUUGCCUGGACGAUUUGUGGACGCCCUGGCGAAGGCGCUGUAUGAAGGAGGCGACUUGCGAAGAAUGCGUGGCACCAGAGUGCUGCCGGAUGGAUGGGAGAUGGUCUACUCGCGCAGUGUAGGUCUGUGCUACUAUCACGAGAUCCCACCGGGCGGCGCACAGAAAGGGCGCAACAGUGGCGACGUUUCCAGAUCUGACUGGCAGAACGCCGGCCUCCCGAAGUUCCCAAUGCCUUGGCUGAGUGUGAAAGGGGCGAACGUGUUAACAGCGUUCCGUACGUGGAGCUGGAUGGCGCAGGUGAGCCUUUGUGCUUGCUGUGCCGGCAGAGAGGUCUGGAGCACUUCGCAGGAGCUCCUCACGCAGACAAGGUCCUGA